Cokeromyces recurvatus is the source of this 1962-nucleotide messenger RNA. RefSeq names its product ras guanine nucleotide exchange factor domain-containing protein. Gene Ontology annotation, cellular component: plasma membrane. Gene Ontology annotation, biological process: positive regulation of GTPase activity; Ras protein signal transduction. The record is from RefSeq and is a predicted model, not a curated record. NCBI's taxonomy places the organism in Eukaryota, Fungi, Mucoromycota, Mucoromycetes, Mucorales, Mucoraceae. The transcript is spliced from 3 exons. Gene Ontology annotation, molecular function: guanyl-nucleotide exchange factor activity. The coding region runs from base 73 to 1842 and encodes 589 amino acids.
GAACAACAACAACAACAACAAGAUGAAGAAAGAAAAAAUAAUAUAACGAAACAGGAAGAGGUGGAGGAUAAGAUGGCUAACAAUACAAAUACAAAUUCAAUUUCUGAUUUUCUAUUUUCUGAUGAUACGAAUAGGGUUAACAAACGGUCUCAAUCACUCACUGGUGAAUCAAAUUAUAAUAAUCAUGAUAAUUCGUAUGCAAUUAAAAAUCAUCAACGCCCUAUAGGUAUGAAGCUUAUACAUCGAUCUUCUGCACCUAAUACGAGCAGCAUUAGCAGUAACUCGACAUUACCAACAUUAAGUAGUGAAAUGAUGAAACAAAGAUCCUAUACAUCAGGCGACACAAGCGCAAAACUAAAACAGUUUUUUGGAGAUGAUUUACCUCAGACUUCAUCUGUGGAUCUUACAGAAAACAAUAUGAUAGGAGGAGGAGUAGGAGUAGGAGGAGGAGUAGGACCUAAUUCAGAACAAAUACAAAGAAAGGCAUCUAUAGCACCAUCCAUUACCGUAUCAACUACAGCGACUUUGUUACAGGAAGACGAACAAAGAUUUUUACAGUAUGAUUAUAGUCCAAAUGAAAUUGUCUUCACGGCGGAAGGUAGUGUGAAAGGGGGUACACUAAAGGCACUUGUCGAACGUAUGACAUUACAUGAUUAUCUAGAUAUGAAUUUCAACAGUACUUUUUUGCUUACAUAUCGUUCCUUUUGUACAUCAAUGGAACUUUUAGAACUCUUGGAAGCACGAUAUAAUAUUCAACCUCCACCCGACUUAUUACCAGAUGAACUUGAAAUUUGGGCUAACAAAAAACAAAAACUGGUUCGACUUCGAGUCUUUAACGUUCUUAAAAUUUGGCUUGAACAAUAUUAUUAUGAAGAGGACUCUAUCAUUUUAGACCGAUUACUUCAUUUUACGAAUACAAGUAUUAAACAGUCAUUGAGUUUUUCAGCCUAUCAGCUCGAACGUCUUAUUCAAAAACGAAAGGAGGUCUCUAACGAUAUACCUCUAAAGAAACUCGUUAGUACACAACCUCAGGAUUUACCUGAACCUAUUUUGCCGCGUAACUUGAAGAAGUUUCGAUUAUUAGAUGUAGACCCAACUGAGAUGGCACGACAGCUGACGUUAAUGGAUUUUAAACUCUAUAAUGCGAUCAAACCUGUAGAAUGCCUUGAUAAGGCAUGGUCACGCGAUCAUUCAGCACCCAACAUUCAAUCCUCUAUUGAUUAUUGUAAUCAAAUCACCACAUGGGUCUCUGAUGAAAUCUUGAGCCAAUCCGAAGUUAAGAAGAGAAGCACUUUAAUCAAGUAUUGGGUAAAUGUAGCUGAACGAUGCCGUGUCUAUAAUAACUUUAACACCUGUAUGGCUAUAUUGUCAGCCUUUGAUAAUAGUGCUGUUGGACGACUCAAGAGAACCUGGGAAAUGGUUGGAGCACGUACAAAUCACAUUGUGGCACAUAUGCGAAAACUGAUGGGAGCCAAUCGAAACUUCAAUAGAUAUCGAGCUCUCAUUCAUUCCGUUAAUCCACCUUGUAUACCUUUCUUGGGUAUAUACCUACAAGAUUUAACAUUUAUUGAAGAUGGUAACCCGAAUACACUAAAGACCUCGAAGGAUUUUAUCAAUUUUGCAAAGCGGGCCAAGACAGCUGAAGUCAUCCGUGAAAUUCAGCAAUAUCAAACAAUGGGAUAUCAUUUUAAGCCUGUAGAAGAGAUUCAAACUUUUAUUACAGAGAAUUUGCAUAGCUCACGGGAUGAAGAUCAGCUAUACAAAGAGAGUUUAAAACUUGAACCAAAGGAAAGAGAUGAUGAAAAGAUUACACGACUCUUACAGGAAUCAGGUUUCUUAUAAACAUUUAGUAUUCUUCAUAACUGCAUUUUACAUAUAUACAUUUAAUCAUUCAUUAAAAAGAACAAAAAAGAAAAAAAAAAGAAAGACACAUAUACUAAACAUUCCUUAUUUAUAUACAUC